This is a messenger RNA of Coniophora puteana RWD-64-598 SS2, 1285 nucleotides long. RefSeq lists its product as uncharacterized. Bases 28 to 1176 code for a protein of 382 amino acids. The record is from RefSeq and is a predicted model, not a curated record. The transcript is spliced from 12 exons. NCBI's taxonomy places the organism in Eukaryota, Fungi, Basidiomycota, Agaricomycetes, Boletales, Coniophoraceae.
CAACGUUUGGGUUCUCGCGGUUUUAGGAUGGACUCGGCCCAAGUGCAAGGCGUUUUGGAAGCGUUGUUUGGCACUAUCAGUAUAUUGCAGGCCAGCAAGUUCAGCCAAGUUGCCGCUGCCGUCCUUGCUAUCUAUGAUCAUGCUCUCACUCUAGACGAGGAGAUUCGCUUGGUCUGGAACAAACCAUUCUCUUUGGUGUCUCUACUAUACUACAUAAACCGAUAUGUCGGUGAUAUACUCGUCAUACUGGAUGCCAUUCUCUAUGUCAACACAUUCUUUUCGGUGGACCUAUGCCGCGAUUUCCUGCAAAUAUCAAUUUGGGGUCCCUUCAUAACAGUCUGGGCAACACAGCUGAUCAUGCAACUCCGGCUCUACGCCAUGUUCGGCAAAUCUAAAAAGCUCCUCGCAUUCAUCCUGCCCCUCCUGAUCGCCGAGAUUGGCGGAAUAGUGGCCGUGCUCAUCCUCUACGUCCGCACGAUGGCAUAUACCAACUCGCCCCUGCCGCCCGAAAUCUCUCUGCUGUUACCAACCCUGAAUCUACGUAUGUGCGCGGCGACGAGCGACGAGCGCCUGCUCACGGCGGUGUAUGUGCCCCUGUUCGGGUACGAGGCGGUGAUGUUCAUGCUUGCGCUCGUUGCGCUAGUACGCAAGUACGGUGCGGGGCGGAGGCAGGGCUUCGAGCGGGGCGCGAGGCUGAACGCGACGGUGAACUUGCUGAUGCAGUCGAGCAUCGCUUACUUCUUCGUGUACUUCGUCGCGUGCGCGGUGGCUGUGGGGAUGUACCUGGGUCUUCCUUUCACGUACGCGGAAGUCCUCAACUCCUUCCUGACUGUUGCCUCCAUCAUCCUCGGCAGCCGCCUCGUGCUUAGCUUCCGUGCCUACAACUACCGUCCGCAAACGCUCGACUCGUUCCCUGCCUCUGAUCUCCCACCACCGUCUGCUACUUAUGGAUCUCGCCGCCCGCCGUCGCACAACCAGUGGGCAUCUUCCCCUGCAGGGGUCGCGCGCAAGGGCAGCGAUCCGUAUGCGUCCACUUUCUCGCCUGCGACUUCGAAGAGUACGAUGCCGUACUGGAAUUCGUGGGAUGCAGGGGAACAUGGGAAUGGGUCGUAUCUGGAGCUAGACGACGUCGUGUCGCCGGUGUCGGAGAACUCUCAGUUGGGCGUCGCAGUGUAACAUUCCACGUGUUUGAGAAAGCAUACUUCGGAGAGUUGGCUGUUUCUUUGCAUAAUUACCGUGAGUAUGUAUGCAAUUUGUUGUAUCAUUUAUAUAUACUAUCACAAAC